GUUGGAGGGUGUUAUAUUUUUAGUUAGGACAGCCCCCGAACAUCUAACAGCAGGUUAAUGACUCUCAUGGUUGUAGUUCAUAGGGGCAGAGCAGCCUGCAGUGCCUCCACACAGAGGAUCACCCCUGUAAGAAGGAGCUUUGGAGCAAUUUGAAGAUGUCCAGUGAGAAGAGCCCUGAGGUGGUGGGCUGCGACGCCUCCAUCAUGAAGAACGUCUGGGAGAUCAGAGUGCGAGAGUACAGACAGAAGCUGCAGCUGGAGCAGGAACGAAUAGAGAAGAGCGCUCUGCCCUCUAUUAACCAGGACUGGGCAAAUCGUUUGGUUCCCAAACUGGGAAACUACAAAAGAGUGGAAAGGAAAACCAAAACCGCUGAGACAGACAUCAACGAUGUCUGGAAGAGCAAACAACCUCAGGUUCCUCCUGCUCUUCCCCGUGGUGCAGGUUCAGGUCCAUUCGGCAGACCAGGAGGCCAGAGCAGAGGCUUCACCACUCAAGCACCUAACUACAAGGACAAAAAGGGGCAGGACAAGAAUUUCAAGAGGUUACAGUCACUUAUGUUCAUCACCCAAACACAACCCUCUGCUAUGGUAUGGGGAAAGUCAUGGAAAUACAACAAAUGUUUGCCAUCACCAGCAGAGGGCACAGCUAGAUCAGACUGGGGCCAGUGCUGGAUGUUUGCUACCCAGCAGCCUUACUCUGAAGCAGGCAAGCCUUGGCCAAACGGGCCCAACAUGAUGGACCCUAACAGUCUUCAUCUUUGGAAGAAACCUGACUGCAGGGUGAUGGAGUCAAAAGAGCUAGAAUUAAGUCUUCCCACUGAGGAGUGGCAGAUGUCCUGGAGAAAAUCUGACAAAAACAGUAAGAAGGAGCAUACAUCUUCUGUAAAUGGAGAGAAUGUGCACAGAUCUGGAUACUUCAACUUGUUGCUGGAGACUCAGCACCUCAAAGAAGCCUUGUGCUCAUCAGAGUGGAAUGAGUCAUGGAGAUCAACCAAGCCAGCAAGUCAACAGGAAGAUUUUAGUGUUCAAAAUGAUGGUUUAGUGAACGAGUCUGUUGCUAACAAGCUAAAUGAGAAUAAUGAGAUGAGGAGGGAAGAAUGUUGGAGGAUUAUAAAUCAUCUUGGAUGCAACAAAUCCCAGUUGCCUCAAGUUCAAAAAUCUCACAGUCCAAAGUGGGCUAAUUCAUGGAGAGCAGCAACAGUAGUCUUCAACAACCACAAGAAUUCUGAUCCCUCUCUGAGGCACAAUCACAGUGAUACCUAUGAUGGUUGCAUCGAGCUAAGAAAGUCACAUCUCCAGAAAGGCACCCUUUUGUCUCAUGAGAGGAAGCACAGUGACCUGCAGUUCUACAAUGAAUUUCAGGCUCUCCCUGAGUGGAGUGAGUCAUGGCAGGUGACCAAAAACAAUUCAAAACCAUGUGAAGAAAUAGAGAAAGUCCUAAAGACCUCACCUCCAAGGGUGGAGACUGUUGUGGAGGCUCAGAAGGUGGAGGAGAACCCAAAGGGGCAUUAUUCAAAAUCAGAGAAAGCAGACCCGUACUAUGAGCAGCUGAAACAUAAUGUAAUAUAUUGUCCAAGGAGAGAACUUACCCAGUCUAAGCUGCAUCUUCUGAAACAUGUGGAAAAUGUAUUGUUUCCCUCAGAAUGGACUGACUCCUGGAAGACACUGAAACACAGAAUGAGGAUGGAGAGAAGAAGAAUGAGGUCUGACCCUUUCAGAGAGUCAGAGAAGGGGGAGUGGAAAGAUUCAUGGAAAGUCACCUGUCAGCCUCUUCAUCAGGAGCCUGAACUCUGGCAGCAGAGUUGGUCCACCACAGCCCAAAGCCGAGUAGAUAGGUCAAGGGACCAGAACCAUUUUGCGCCUGUGGAAGUCCAUAAGAAUGGACCAACUGUGAAGUGGAUGUGGGGAGAAUCAUGGAGGUUCUUACGGCACCCAUACCGUUCCGAACAUAGGCAGGACGAUGCAAAAGCCAGCCAAGGAAGCUCAAGUGUGGAUUUCCACCAUCCUGAUGAUUCACAGGCACAGAGGAGGUAUGCUAGGUCAGUUUCUGACUGGCAGGUAGCCUGGAUGGUCUCAGAAAGUCAGUUACACCAUGAUAAACCUUCCCUAACCCAGUGGAGGGAAUCGUGGAAAUGGUCUGUAUUCCACACAGAGCACUCAACUGAGCAGGUGCCUCGAGAGAAUGGGAUGGGUGACAUGAAAACCAAAAUAGCCAAAGCUAAAAUGAACUGGUCUUUUGACAACCAGAUGUUCAGGGAAAGAUACCCUGAGGAACAGUGGAGCACCUCAUGGAGAGCUGGGUCACUUAUCAACCAUCAACUGAGUCAUUAUGGAUCUUCAGGAGUACCUGGGAAAAACAUAAGCAGCGCUCCUCAGCAGCAACAUACCAUUGCCAGUGAGCAUGGGUCUAAAUGGGGCAGGUCAUUCAGACUUGCCAACCCCAUGCCCCAUGUGGAACAACCCUGGGUGGAGUCCUCUCCUAACCUGUGUCACUAUACAGUUAUGUGGUUAAGAGUAAAGAACAUACAAAGUAAAAUCACCAACUUUAGCAACAACCCUGCAAUCUUCAGGCUUUGGGGAAACUCUCAUCAGUUCCUACAGGAGCCCAGUGCACAGAUCAAAGGCAGAAUUAAGUCUAAGGAGCUUGUUGACCCCAGGGUGAUUAUAGCAAAGAACACCAAAACAAGAAGGCACUUGUUCUUCAACACUGAAAAGGAGAAACAAUCAGAGAGGAAGUGGGCAGGAUGCCACCUUUUGGGUAAAACCCAACCACGUCCCAAGAAAGGCUCUGCUUCAGUAAGGAAGAUUAAGGUGGAUGAUGAAACCAAAGAGAAGUUCUUGGAAGAGUGGGCAGAGUCUUGGAGGUUCUUGGUCCACCCUGGUAGUCUGAAGAAGCAGAUCCCUAUGAAGUCCCUCUCAGGCUGGACUGAGUCAUGGAAGUUUCUGCUCCCACUGUGAUGAAUGGCCCCAAGGCCAAAUAGAAUGUUCAAUACCAUGUUCAGGAGCACUAUGACACAACACACACACACACACACACACACACGCACACGCACACGCACACACGCGCACGCACGCACGCUUAAGAUGACAAUCAAAACUCCUAAUUAUGAUCUAACCAAAACAAAAAAAAUAAGAUAAGAAUGUUUGAAGAAGGCAAAUGUAAGUUGAGUUUUGUACAGGGAUGUUGAAAGAUUUGUAAUAUUUAAGAUGGAAGGACAAAUGUUCAUGAAGGUAAAUUCUUGUGUUUAUGAUAGUGGAUGUGAAGGAAAUGACUGUAUUUUGA
Toxotes jaculatrix (banded archerfish) is the source of this 3282-nucleotide messenger RNA. RefSeq lists its product as uncharacterized. The coding region runs from base 156 to 2957 and encodes 933 amino acids. Lineage: Eukaryota; Metazoa; Chordata; Actinopteri; Toxotidae. The transcript has 3 exons. The record is from RefSeq and is a predicted model, not a curated record.